Messenger RNA from Scheffersomyces amazonensis, 2793 nucleotides. RefSeq lists its product as uncharacterized. Gene Ontology annotation, molecular function: protein binding. The record is from RefSeq and is a predicted model, not a curated record. NCBI's taxonomy places the organism in Eukaryota, Fungi, Ascomycota, Pichiomycetes, Serinales, Debaryomycetaceae. The transcript has a single exon. The coding region runs from base 1 to 2793 and encodes 930 amino acids.
AUGAGUCAGUACAGUGAAAUGCCUGUACCUACACCUAAUGAUCAAAUCAAAUUAACAAAACUUCAUACUAAUCCUAAAAAGGGUUACAAAUUAGGUAGUGCUUCCGCCACUUGGAAAAAGAUAAAGUCUGCUACUUCUAGUACAUCUGAAACUCAAACUCCUUCAUCUACGACUUCAUCUACAAGUACAAAUACAAUCAAUUCUAAGGAGGAUGAAUUAGAUAGUAGUGAUUAUGAUGAAUCAUCAUCAUCAUCUUUUUCUUCUUCAUUAUCAACUCCACUCCUCGAAUACGGGUCUCACGGUCAAUUAUUCUUGACUUAUCCUGAUGUCAAAUUGAUAGAAAUAUGGGAUUGGAAACCUCGUGAUCAUAACACAACAUCCUCAUCAUAUUCAUCUACUUCAUCCUCAACAAAUUCAUCAUCCAUACCUAAACUCGAUAGUGAUACCCUUUUCCUUCACCAUCAAUUUAAAGUGGGUGCGAAUACCUCUGCUAAAAAAGACGCGAUUAAAUUAGUAAAAGUUAUUCAUGAAUCUACGUCAUCAACUACUAAUACUAAUUAUGAUAUUAUUAUUAUAUUAAAAAACUCGGUAGAUAAUAAAUAUUAUCUUGAAUUACAUAAAUUUAAUCCAUCAUAUACAAAUGAAUCAAGUUCUAAGAGUCAAUCUUUCGAAUUACCUUCAAUUUUAUCUCAUCCAGUAUCAAUUAAAACAUCAAAUAAAUUUAUUAUUAUAGGGGAUCAACUGGGAUUACUUUUAGUUUAUCGAUAUGAUAUUAAUAAUAAUAAAAUAUUACCAGGAAAUGUAGAUUCAAAUUUAUUUACAAUUCGAAAAUCAUCAAGUUUACCAAUUCUUAGUAAAUUAAAUAUUAUUAAUAAGUUCCCUGAUGAUGAAAUUCUUCUUCAAACAAGUUGUAAUUUGGAUAAAACACCUAUUUUUGAUAUAAUUGAUAAUUGGUUAGUAUAUGCUCCAUCAAGUUUUGAAUAUAAACAUCUUUUGGCAGUAAAUGCAGCUACAUUACCUUCUCAAAAAGAUAAUAAUUUAAGACUGGAAAAUGAAAGAUUUACUGAUGGAAAUGGUAAUGAUUUAACCAAUAGAAAUUUAGAUCCGAUAAUUACAAAUUAUAAUUAUGAUAGAAGUGAUCAUAAUACAUCAACUUCACCAGGAUCAUAUUCUACAUUAUUUACUCCAGUUAAAUUACCUGCUUCGGGUCCUUUAUUAAAUAAAGUUUUAUCUAGUUUAUCUAAAACUGCAUUAGAUGGAUUAUAUAGAUUUUCAGAAAUGUCAUCUUUAAAAGUUAAAUCAUUAAUGAAUCCACCUUCAUCAUCUACUGGUACUACUUCACCUAUUUCUAAUUCAGUUAAUUCAUCAACUAUUGAUUCCAUUAGUUCAUCAAUUGGGAAAUUAUUAUAUUCAACUGCAUCUACUACAGCAGCUACCUUACAAAAAACCAUUAUUAAAACAACAAGCGGAACUAUAGUUAAUGAUAAUCAACUUAUUAAAAUUGUUGAUCUUGCUAAUGAUCGAGUAUUGGGAAUUAUUAAACCUCCAGGUGGUGUAUCAAAUGUUUCAUUAUCUCCUUAUGAUUUACAAUUAGUUCUGGUUAAUUAUCGUGGAGAUUCCUUAUAUAUGUGGGAUCUUUAUCGAUUACCACUUGAAAUGUCUCUUAUAGGAAAAUUUGAACGAGGUAAAACUUCAGCAAUAAUUGAAGAAAUAUUCUGGUUUAUGCAUCAUGUUAAACCUCCUGGAAAUGGAAUUAAUAAAGAUGAAGCUAUUUAUGGAAAUAAUUUAGGAUUUGGAUGUAUAAGUAAGAAUUCAGGAUCAGUUCAUUGGUUUAAUAUUAAUUAUUUGAGUGGAACAUUAAAUAAUAAUCAUAAUUAUCCAAAUCGAUUGGAAAUGAAAAAAGUUCGUCGACUUCGAAAGAAGAAGAUGAAAACAAGAAUUGUUAAUAAGAUGUUGGGUGGAUCACUUAAAGUGUCGGAUGGUGAUGUGACAAAUAGUGAAUCUACCAAUCAUACCUUUGAUAACACAUCUGGUACUACUAAUACUACUACAACUACAACUACAACUACAACAGCAACAAAUAAUAAUAGUAAUAAUAUCAGUAACAAUAAUAUUAGUACUAAUAAUCCUUCUACUAAUAAUAACAGUAAAAGUAGUAGUUCUAAUAAGGGGCAAUUUUUAGACUCUUGGAUCUUAUCCUCAUUCAAAGCUAAAAAGUUUAUUGGAUUACCAAAUGUUGCUAAUGAUGAGUCUGGCUACUUUAUCAAUCAGUUGGCAGUCAUAACAAAAGAUAAUUGUCUAAAAUUAAUUUCUCCAUUGAAUGGAAGUCAUUUAUUUAAGUAUGAAUUACCAUUAACAUAUGUAAAUGAAAAUGCAGUACCUCGAAGUUAUUCGAAUCCUGUAUCUUCUGUUAUAAAUUCUGGUACUACAUCAGGUACAAUAAAUCCAUUAUCACAAGCCGAAAUUGAGACAUGUGCUCCAUUCUUAAAUCUAGUUAAUAACUCUAAUGUGGAAUUUGCUAUCUAUGACUUUGAAUCUGAUCAACAUGAUGGAGAUGGAUUUUAUAAUCAUUUCCAAGAAUUUGGUAAUGAUAUACCUGUUAAAAUUAUAUCAUUCAAUAAUAGUAAUAAUAAUAAUAAUAAUAGUAGUAAAUAUACUACUUCUAGGACUGCAUCUGGCAGUGCGUCAAGCGGUACAAAUACUUUACCUAUAAAUGAUAAGAUUGAUGAAAGUAAUAAUUCCUUAUCUUUGUUGAAUGGAUUAUAUAUUGAUCCAGCAACUAUUGAUUCUUAG